UACUCUCACGGUCUACUUUAUCUCACGGCUGUUUCUUUAAACUCCACACGCAGAGUGCUGAAGAGAAUACUUCCUGAGUAGUCUGUUGUCAAUGUUUUGGAAGGUGUCACAGAGUUGUUGUUAAAUGAUUAAAAUAUUUGCAUUCAGUUUUGUUUGAUUCAGUGUUGCCAUAAUAACAUCAGCAUCAUCUGUGAGAAGGGAUUAUUUUUGCUGUCCGGGCGCAGAGCCCUGAAGAUUUAAGAAUUAGCCCUGGCUUUAGAAAUGAAACAGGAGUACCAGGAUCUCAUUUUGCAGGCGUGCGGUGCUUCAUCUCUGCGAGUUGGUGCUAAGAUCCAGACCCUGUGGAGCGGUUACGGGGAGAUAGUCCGGGUCCACCUGGAAGGAGGUCGGCCGUCUGUGGUCGUCAAACAUGUUAAGCUUCCAGAGGAGGCCGAGCACCCCGGCGGCUGGAACACAGACCGCUCCCACAGACGGAAAGUGAGAUCCUACCAGGUGGAGACACACUGGUAUCAGAACUAUUCCACCAAUCAGAGCUGUCGCAUCCCUGCCUGCCUGGCCGCCUGUUCCCAUGGAGACGAGAUGCUGAUCGUGCUGGAGGAUCUCGAUGUUGUGGGUUAUGGUCAGAGAAGGACCAGUGUGAAGGACAGAGAAAUAAGGGCUUGCCUGAGCUGGCUUGCCCACUUUCAUGCUCUCUUCCUGGGUGUGACCCCAGAGGGCCUCUGGCCUGUUGGCACCUACUGGCACCUGGACACCCGACCAGAUGAGUUGGAGGCCAUGGACGAUGCUGAGCUCAAAGCAGCAGCCGGCGACAUUGACAAGAUACUCAACGAAUGCCGCUUCAAGACGAUUGUUCACGGAGAUGCAAAGUUAGCCAAUUUCUGUUUUUCUCAGAGUGGACAGGAUGUGGCUGCUGUGGACUUUCAAUACGUGGGUGGGGGCUGUGGGAUGAAAGAUGUGGUGUAUUGUAUAGGAAGUUGUAUGGAGGAGAGGGAGUGUGAAAAGAGAGUACCAGGACUACUGGAGUACUAUUUCACAGAGCUCAAGCUAUCUGUGAAAGAAGAUGUGGACGUUGAUGCCCUGGAGAAAGAGUGGAGGGAGAUGUUUGCUUUUGCAUGGACAGAUUUUCAUCGUUUUCUGCUAGGAUGGAUGCCGGGACACUGGAAGAUAAACAGAUACAGUAAACAGUUGACCAAGGAGGUUUUGUGCAAACUGAAGCACUAAUCAGAGUCUUGAGCUAACACAAUAACCAUAACAAUAGAAAAACACAACUGAUGAUAUUUGAACUUGGAUAUAGAUAAAAAAAUAAAAAAAUCUCAAGUCCA
This is a messenger RNA of Mugil cephalus (flathead mullet), 1322 nucleotides long. RefSeq names its product protein kinase-like domain containing (gene pkdc). Bases 262 to 1221 code for a protein of 319 amino acids. The record is from RefSeq and is a predicted model, not a curated record. NCBI's taxonomy places the organism in Eukaryota, Metazoa, Chordata, Actinopteri, Mugiliformes, Mugilidae. The transcript has 3 exons.